Venturia canescens is the source of this 7368-nucleotide messenger RNA. It is a transcript of the gene Dp1, whose product is annotated as satellite-binding protein 1 Dp1. Lineage: Eukaryota; Metazoa; Arthropoda; Insecta; Hymenoptera; Ichneumonidae. The record is from RefSeq and is a predicted model, not a curated record. Gene Ontology annotation, cellular component: cytoplasm. Bases 198 to 3947 code for a protein of 1249 amino acids. The transcript is spliced from 17 exons. Gene Ontology annotation, molecular function: RNA binding.
GGGGAAAUGAGCCAGCAGCGAGGUCCGUGUCCGUGUUGGUCUCGAUCUGCGAUCUCUCGUCUCUCGUCUCAUUUCACUUUGCGUUACCGGUGGAUCAUUAGUAAACUGGCGACGUAAUAAGCGUUGGUUACUUGGCCGGACUUCACGAAAUACGGUAGAUGCUACUGUAAGGACUAGGCACGAAACAGGACAACCCGAUGAUGCAGCAGCAGCAGCCAGUGAUGGAGGAGGGGACGGCGUACGAGCCACCUACGUAUGAUGAAACAUUCCCAGUCCUUCCAGGAUCAGCAUCCAACUCGAAUAAUCCUCAUGCUCAGCCUAUCAACAAUAGAAUGCGUGUUGGAUGUUCUGUCGUUACUCAAGUUUUUCAUGUGCCCCUGGAAGAGCGUAAAUUCGAUCACAGUGACAAAUUCGGUGAAGGCGAGUCAAUGAGGACAUGUCAGGCGAUAAUGCGGGAGACUCACGCCCACAUUGAGAUGUGCUCGUCGAAGAAUCAAUCGUUGACUUUUGUUUUGAAUGGCAAAAUCAAUGAGGUGCUCGAGGCGAAACGUCGUAUCUUGGCGACUUUUCAGACUCAAGCUAGCAAACAAAUAUCCAUUCCUAAAGAGCAUCAUCGUUGGAUACUCGGCAAGCAAAGAUCACGCUUGAAUGAGCUUGAAAUAAAAACUGCAACAAAAAUUAGUCUACCCGGUGUUGAUGUACAAUCUGAUAUUAUUACUAUUACCGGCACUAAAGAAGGAAUUGAAAAAGCCGAACACGAAAUCAAAGUCAUUUCUGACGAGCAGUCGAGAAAAGCGUUCGAACGGAUAACCGUGCCAAAGAUUUACCAUCCGUUCAUAUGCGGCGCUCACAAUGAGAAACUUAGUGCCAUGAUUGCCGAAACAGGGGCAAGAAUAAAUAUUCCACCACCUUCCGUCCAAAACGACGAUAUAACCAUUGCCGGCGAAAAGGAGGGUGUCGCAGCAGCCAAACGAAUGAUUGAGAACAUUUACAAUGACAUGGAAAAGAGGUGUACGACUGUUUCCGUGGAGGUGCCAAAAUCCCAGCACAAGUACGUUGUUGGUCCUCGCAAUAGUACAAUCGCCGAAAUUCUACAAUUGACCGGUGUCAGCGUUGAAAUGCCACCAAACGAUUCUCCCAUAGGAACCAUUAAGUUACGAGGACCUCAGGAAAAAUUGGGCCAAGCUCUGAACACCGUAUAUGAGAAAGCGAACAGCGUUCGCACAGCCGUUGUUGAAGCUCCAUCAUGGAUUCACAAGUAUAUAAUCGGUAGAAAAGGUGCCAACAUAAAAAAAUUGACCGGUGAUUUGCCCAAGGUCCAUGUUGAGUUUACGAUGAAAGAUGAUAAAAUAAAAAUCGAAGGACCGCCCGAAGAUGUGGAAAAAGCGAAAUUGGAGUUGGACACCGUUGCCCAUGAUCUCAUGAGCAAACUCACGUUCGUCGACCUUCAAGUUGACCCGAAAUACUUUAAAUACAUUAUAGGAAAAAACGGCGCAAAUAUAAAUCGAUUGAAGGAGGAAACGGGGGUUGAUCUAAAUUUCUCUGAAGUGGGUGGUUCUAAAAUGAUUCGGAUCGAAGGAAAUCCGGAAGGUGUGAGAGAAGCUGAAACGAAACUUAUGGAUAUGGUCAAAAAGUUAGACAACGAGAAAGAAAAAGAUGUAAUAAUCGAUCAUCGUUACUACGCGAGUAUAAUAGGAAGCAAAGGUGACAACAUCAAAGAAAUUCGUGACAAAUUCAAUAACGUACAAAUUACGAUUCCCGGACCGGGUGAGAAGGACGAUAUCGUUAAAAUUCGAGGUCCCAAAGAGGACGUCGACAAGUGCCAUAAACAUUUGAUGCAGCUCGUCAAGGAACUUGACGAGAAUACCCAUGUUCUCGAAUUCCCGAUAUUCAAACAGUUUCACAAAUUCGUUAUCGGCCGUGGGGGUGGAAAUAUCCGCAAGAUUCGAGAGGAAACUCAUACGAAAAUUGACUUACCAGCCGAGGGAGUCAAAAGCGAGGUGAUCACAAUAACUGGAAAGAAAAAAAAUGUCGAGGAAGCGAGGGACAAAAUUCAAAAAAUUCAAAACGAAUUGAGCAACAUUGUAACCGAAGAAAUAUCUAUUCCUCCGAAAUUUUACAACUCUCUCAUCGGUAUCGGUGGCAAACUCAUACAUUCAAUAAUGGAAGAUUGCGGAGGUGUUACUAUCAAAUUUCCACCGGCAGAUAGUAAAAGCGACAAGGUGAGCAUCAAAGGACCCAAGGACGAUGUUGAAAAGGCCAAACAGCAAUUGCUCGAACAAACGAAUGAGAAACAAUUAGCCAGUUUUACGGACACUGUGCGUGCCAAUCCUGUACAUCACAAAUUUAUCAUUGGCAAACACGGUGCCAAUAUUAAAAAGAUUAGAGAAUCAACAGGAGCUCGCAUAGUUUUUCCCACUGAUAAAGAUGAGGACAACGAGCUGAUAACGGUGAUCGGAAAGAAGGAUGCCGUGGAAAAAGCAAAGGCCGAACUGGAAGCAAUGAUUAAAGACAUUAACAACAGCGUUGAGGAUGAGAUCUGCAUUGAUCCAAAACACCAUAGGCAUUUCGUUGCACGUAGGGGCGGAGUUUUGUAUCGUAUAGCCGACGAAUGUGGUGGCGUGCAAAUAUCAUUUCCACGAGCCGGUGUUGACAGCGAUAAAGUUACGCUGAAGGGACCUCGUGAUUGUAUCGAAGCUGCAAAACAACGAAUGCGAGAAAUUGUGCAAGAACUGGAAUCCAUGGUGACCGUAGAGUGUGUCAUUCCCCAAAAACACCAUCGAACAGUGAUGGGAUCAAGGGGUUCCAAAGUUCAAAAUAUAACGUCUGAAUUUGACGUACAAAUAAAAUUCCCGGAGAGAGAACAACACGACGAAAACAACACGAAUAACGCGGAGAAUCCGCAGGUGAACGGCGAUGAAAACGGCGAGACUGUUCAAACAUCAGAAAACCCAUUGCCUUGCGAUAUCGUUCGGAUUACCGGACAACCGGAAAAAGUAGAGGCUGCGAAACAAGCGCUUCUUGAUCUUGUGCCGGUUGUUAUCGAGGUUGAGGUACCUUUUGACCUCCAUCGCCUCAUUAUCGGACGUUCCGGUCGAGACGUGCGUACUUUAAUGUCAAAAUACGAUGUUCACAUCACUCUCUCCUCGGCCGAAGAAAAACAAGAUUUGAUCAAGAUCAUAGGCACAAAGUCUUGCGUCGAAGAAGCCAAAGAGGCGAUCCUUGAAAGGUGCCGCGAUCUUGAGGCUCAAAAACAAGAACGUGAACUCAAAUCUUACGAGCUGAAGCUCGAAGUUGAUCCAGAAUAUCAUCCGAAAUUAAUCGGUCGUCGUGGUGCUGUUAUCAAGAAAAUCCGUACAGACCACGACGUUCAAGUGAAUUUCCCCCACAAGGGAGAUCCGGAUGAACAUAUCAUAACCAUAACCGGCUUCGAGAAAAACGCUCACGAUGCGCGUGACGAGAUAAUGAAAAUAGUUAAUGAAUUGAAUGGAUUGACCAAGGAAGAAAUAAGCAUAAACUCUGCAGUCCAUUCUCGUCUCAUAGGCGCAAGAGGCAAAAACAUACGAAAAAUUAUGGAAGAUUUCAAAGUCGACAUAAACUUCCCCCGAAAAGAUGACAGCGAUCCUGACCUCGUGACUAUUAUAGGACCCGAGGAUAACGUCGCUGACGCCAAGGAUCAUCUUCUCAAUCUCGAAGACGAAUAUUUGCAAGAUCUUGAAGACAAAGACGCAUUAAAUUCGUUUUUGGUGAACAAACGGAAAACUGGACGAGAACAUGGUAACAGCGAGAGUGAUCCCGGCUUCGUAGUCAAAGGUGGGCCAUGGGAGCAAGAGGGUUCAAAAAUAGCACCGAAUACAGCGAGCGUUGAAGAUUUCCCAAGCUUCCGUGGUCAUGAUUCGAGUCAGCCACCAAUUUCGACACCCGAUGGUCCUUGGGGUAAGCGUUAAGAACGCGGCUCGCAUCGACAAAUCUUCGGUCAACGAAAUUUUUUCCACUCUUUUAUUUACUCUUGCUCCCUCUCUCUCUUUUUCUUUCUACCAAUCUGUCAGUCUCUUUUUGCCCCGAAUAACAAUUAACGAUAGCGGAAAAACGGGCCUCGAGAAAUUUUCACGAGCUUCAAACUCCUCUGACAAUGAUAAUAACGAAAAAGAAGAACUAAAAGAAAAAACGCAAAGGAUGAACAUUUACUACUUGCAAUUUACCGAUCCAUCGCUGACUGUGCUGCUGCAGGCAUAAACACGACCUUGGCAAUUCUCCCGGACUUCGAAACUGAUUUUUGCAUUGAAAAAAAAGAAAAAAGCAAAAAACAAAUGGAACAAUCUUGAUUAAUUCGGUACGUUUCAACUCGGAUUAACGAGCUGUAGUAUAUCAAAAAACGUAUUCGCAAUUGCAACAUCUUUUUUCUGUCCCAUUGAAUCAUGUAGAAAUGCGUUAUUUUUGUAUAUUCGUCUGUGCUUAAACGUGUUCUUGUUAUUUUUUACAACUUCAAUUAGGAUUAUUUAAAGAAAUUUUUUUUUCUCGUACUCACGUUGCCAAUUCAUCCGCAGGGCUAUGAAAAAGUAAUCGUACUUUCCUCGGCUAACGCUCGUUCUUUCGAAGAAAGUUCUAAACGACUUUUAAACACGUCCAAGCUAAAAGCAUAAACCAUGAAAAAAACAAUCUCACUAGGACAACUAAUUUUUGCGAGUAGUAUUGUGUCUUUUUUUUUGUUGAUAUGAUGCUCAAAUAGUUUAAGAUUUGGUAAUAUCACUAGUUUAGAAUGAGCUUUCCAAUUAUUUUUUUUCCUCCCUCGUUGCACAAGCUGGAAUAAAAAAAGCUUGAAGAAUCACAAUGAACAAAAGAAAAAUGUAUUUUCUUAUUUGUAAAAUCGUUAAAUGUUUGAAAACGAACGUAAUCCGAAAAAGCCUGGAAGGAUAUGGUCUGUUUUUGUAAGGCUGAUAAUGAAAAUAUAUUAUUUUUUCAUUUGAUGCAUGAAAUUAGAUUCUGAAUUAAAUGUUCUUUGCAAUUCGAAUCAUAAAAACUUUGUUUAGCGAGCAUCGGAAGAUCAUACUGUUUAUUUAUUCAAUCGAUUUUCCAUCUGAUCGUCUCAAUUCUCGAAAAACUUCAAGAAAGUUUCAAAACCAUUUCUAAAGCUCAGAACUAAAAGAACUGCAAGAAGUUAAUAAUCAUUGCCGGAAUGCCUUUGCUAUACAGAUACGUUGUACUUAAGGAGAUUGUCGCUUUCCAAAAAAUGUAUAAGCUCAUUUUUUCUCUCUAUUCUGACAGUGUAUUUGCAUGAUGCAUAUAUGUAUAUAUAUAUUUAUAUACAUGUGUGUAUGUGUAUGUAUAAAAAAUUGAACACAUUUAUUUUCACUGGUCUCGAUGCGCCGGACGUAGAGUUCAUUAAUAUUUUUUUUCCAUCACCAAUUGUUUAAGCUUUUUUUGCCGUUUAUUUUGCUCUCAACACUCAGCCCUCGGCACACAAUCUUUCGUCUAUUUAUUUAUAGAAAAACGCAAUUUUUCUUCGGUUCACAAAGCUAUGAUUGAAUGAUGGAAUGAUGAAUCGAUCGAUUCGUUGGCACGAGGAGAAAAUAAUAUACAAUUUGAAAGAACCUAUAUCGGGACGCGAACGAAUGAUUCGAGUAUAUGGCGGGGCUUCUUCAGGGUCUAUCCGAGGUGGAGGUUCCUAACAUAGAAUAAUAUACAAUAAAAAUAAUUUAAAAAUACAAAAAAAAGAGGAGAUUUUAAAAACAUGCGAAUAAAGUGAAUUAAUGAGACAAGUUGCAAUAUUAUUCCAAUGCUUUUUAUGAUCAGGAUAGCGUUCGAUAUUAUGAAAAAAAAAUAAAAUAAAAAACGAUAACCGAUCAGUACACAAACACGAUCUUCGAAAGGCCUUAGUUUACAUACUAGAGCUCGACUAUUAUUAUAUAAAAAAAGGAAACAAAAAAAAUGAAAAAAAAAAAUAUAAAUAUAUAUAUAAACGACGAAUUGUAAGUGGCGGGAAAUGUGCGGAAUGUUCCAGAGGAUGCCUCGGCCUCUUCUGCAACGCCGUUUCUUAACGUACACACGAAAAAGAACACUCACACAUGGACACGCGCGCGUGUGCACACAGACAUAAACAAGCUAUAUUUUUAUUUUUCUCACAAAAUACUUCUUCUUUUCCUCUUUAUCUAUCUAUCUAUCAAUCUCUCUCUCUCUUCUAUUUAUUCUCCCAACAUUUAACGAAUUAAUUUCGAGCAUGUUUUUCCGUUUACGAGAAUUAACGUGCGUACAUACUAUUUAUGAGGCCAACUAGUUAAGAAAUGAAAAACGAAGAAAAAAUAAUAAUGCAAAAAACCGCGAAGAGAGACAAAAAAUAAAGAAGAAAGAAUCAACGGAAAGCCAACAAACAAAAACCAACAGCAACUAUUCUGUUCAAGUGCCUUGUCUAUUUUCUUCGAGACAGCUCAUUUCAAUUGUUGGAGGAAUGUGAAUAAUGAAAAUGAAACAAAAAAGAUGAAAAAAAAGAAGAAGGGAAAGAAAAACGGAAGAAAAAAAAAGCAAACGGUUAUGUAUAUGAAAAAUAUCGAUAAUAAUUAUGUACUCGUGUAUGGAAUUUCGCGAAUGAGAUAACGAGAUGAAGAGAUAAAAUUCGAGCUGAUGAACACGACGAAAAAAAAACGCAACCAUGAAAUUCAAGGGUGUGAAAUUUAUAUGAAAUAAGCGCUGAUAAUUUUGCCAGAACGUUCUAACGCGAGAACACACCGUUGAAUUACAAUAGUAAAUAAUAUCGAACGGUAUACAGAAGAAAUUGCAAAAAAAAAAGAAAUUAAGAGAAGAAUAAAACUAAAAAUUCACUUAUAUUUUUUAGAUUUACAGCCAUUUUUAUAAGCCUACUUGGAUACGAUCGACCUAUACGUGUGUUAUCUUUUAUCUCCUCAUAAUUAAUUGUACUACGUUUGAAACGUCGUUUCAUUCGAUUGUGGUUAAAAACAAAUAAAUGAAACAAAAGGAAAGAGAGGACAAAUAAAGAAUUGCUCGUAACAAUGAAAUUCGUACGAUUAUGUCACAUAAUUCGCCAAAAAAAAUGAAAACAAAGAAAAACACGUGAACGAAAAAUUAUAAAUAUAUAUUAUAUAUACAUAUACAUAUAUAAAUGAAACUUCGUUUUCGGCCAUCGAAUAUCGUAAAAGGAAGCUCUGCAUGAACAUAAUAUCAUUUUAUAAUUGAUUUAUAGGGGGAUAUUAUAUUAUAGCUAGUGUAAUUUAUAAUUAUACUACUAUUGUAAACACAUAAUAAGCGAAUAUGAAUUGUUUUCUUUCGCUAUAAAACGUCAACAACAAGAACAAAAGUGAAAAUCUUUAAUAGCAUAAUACCACACACAUAAGUAAAUGAAAUGUUGUUAACCAA